GCGGCACAAGAUGUACCAAGAACAGCUCAACCUUACCUCCCUGGACGCGCCACUACAGCUCCAACUUGACGCCAGCUGGAUCCAGUUCCACCUGGGGAUCAGCCGCCACGGGCUGUACCCCCGGUCCAGCCCUGUCGUCCGCCAACUGCUCCAGGACAUGAGGCGCUCUCCCACCAUCAGCGCUGAUUACAGUCAGGACGAGAAAGCCCUGCUUGGGGCUUGUGACUGCACCCAGAUUGUGAAACCCAGUGGGGUCCACCUCAAGCUGGUUCUGAGGUUCUCAGACUUCGGGAAGGCCAUGUUCAAACCCAUGAGACAGCAGCGACAUGAAGAGACACCCGCCGACUUCUUCUAUUUCAUCGACUUCCAGAGACACAACGCUGAGAUUGCAGCUUUCCACCUGGACAGGAUUCUGGACUUCCGACGAGUGCCACCCACAGUGGGGAGGCUAGUCAAUGUCACCAAGGAAAUCCUAGAGGUCACCAAGAAUGAAAUCCUGCAGAGUGUUUUCUUCGUCUCUCCAGCCAGCAACGUGUGCUUCUUUGCCAAGUGCCCAUACAUGUGCAAGACUGAAUACGCCGUCUGCGGUAACCCGCACCUGCUGGAGGGCUCCCUCUCCGCCUUCCUGCCGUCCCUCAACCUGGCCCCCAGGCUGUCUGUGCCCAACCCCUGGAUCCGCUCCUACUCGCUGGCAGGAAAAGAGGAGUGGGAGGUCAAUCCAUUGUACUGCGACACGGUGAAACAGAUCUACCCAUACAACAGCAGCCGCCGUCUCCUCAACAUCAUCGACAUGGCCAUCUUCGACUUCUUGAUAGGGAACAUGGACCGUCACCAUUACGAGAUGUUCACCAAAUUUGGGGAUGACGGGUUCCUUAUUCACCUUGACAACGCCAGAGGGUUUGGACGACACUCCCAGGACGAACUCUCCAUCCUGUCACCGCUGUCCCAGUGUUGCAGGAUAAAAAAGAAAACGCUUUCGCACCUGCAGCUGCUGGCCCAAGGCGACUACAGACUCAGUGACGUGAUGCGGGAGUCUUUGCUAGAAGACGAGCUCAGCCCCGUCCUCACGGAGCCCCACCUGCUGGCCCUGGACCGGAGACUCCAAAUCAUCCUACAGACGGUGAAGGGGUGUGUGGAGGCCCACGGAGAGCAGAGCGUCAUAGCCAGUGACCCCGCAGGAGAGUCGGCCCCGGACUCUGGCCGGGCUAACCCGACAAGCUAGGGGCCGGGUGAAGCCGCGUGUCAGGGACGACGCCUGCGGCCGGCGGUGGACUCGGGUGCGGACCUCGGCUUCCCCGCACCCCCGUCGAGGGGGGAGGCGCUGGGUCAGGAAGUCCUGGGGCACCAGGAUGAUUCUACAGGAGCAAGACCCGAAGGAGAGGGAUCCGCCGAACUUCCUCGGUGCACUGCUUCUCUAGGGCACCUCCUUGGCUCCCUCUUUCCCAGAAGGCACUGCUUCAUCAAGGCCACAGACCAGCUCCUGAACCCACCAGGGGAAUCUGGACAGGAGUCGGGCUUGGAAGGCCGGGAAGCCUUGUCCCCGGGAAAAGGGUAGAACAAAUAAAAUAAAAGGACACCAGUGGCACCUA
Messenger RNA from Herpailurus yagouaroundi (jaguarundi), 1589 nucleotides. It is a transcript of the gene FAM20A, whose product is annotated as FAM20A golgi associated secretory pathway pseudokinase. Gene Ontology annotation, biological process: enamel mineralization. Gene Ontology annotation, cellular component: Golgi apparatus. The transcript has 10 exons. The record is from RefSeq and is a predicted model, not a curated record. Gene Ontology annotation, molecular function: protein serine/threonine kinase activator activity. NCBI's taxonomy places the organism in Eukaryota, Metazoa, Chordata, Mammalia, Carnivora, Felidae. The coding region runs from base 11 to 1222 and encodes 403 amino acids.